AUGUAUUUUAAUUCAAAUCCGUCUUCUAUAACAUCAGGUGAUUUUAAUAGUGAUAAUCGACAAGAUUUAGCUAUUACCAAUAACAAUAAUAAUAAUACUGUCAGCAUUCUCUUGGGCAAUGGUGAUGGCAGCUUUCAGAAUCAACUGACAUAUACGACAGGUAAAAGCGCAUUCUCCGUCAUAUCUAGUGAUUUCAACAAUGAUUCGAAACUUGAUCUUGCUCUUGCGAAUGCCGGUAAUAACAAUGUUGGCGUUCUACUUGGUAAUGGUGAUGGAACUUUUCAAACUCAAGUAACAUAUCCAACAGGCGAAUUCCCGGUCUCUAUAGUAUCGAGUGAUUUUAACAAUGAUGGAAAAACGGAUCUAGCCGUAGCUAACUAUUUUAAUAAUAGUUUAAGUGUGCUACUUGGCGAUGGUAAUGGAAACUUUCAAAGUCAGACAAUAUAUUUGACAGGAAAAAGGCCGGUUAGUGUCCAAGCGGGUAAACUUAACAAUGAUGUUAACGUGGAUCUCGUUGUAGUUAACACAGGUAGUAAUAGUAUUAGUGUAUUUCUUGGGAAUGGGAAUGGUACGUUUCAGACGUCGAGGACAUAUAAAACAGGCAGAAAUCCAUCAUAUACGGCAAUAGGCGAUUUCAAUGAUGAUGCAAAACUGGAUCUUGUUGUAAUCAAUUUUCUUGAUCAUGAUGGUACCAUUUUUCUGAACAUAUGUCCGUAA
Messenger RNA from Rotaria sp. Silwood2, 717 nucleotides. The record is from the annotation of a GenBank genome assembly. Lineage: Eukaryota; Metazoa; Rotifera; Eurotatoria; Philodinida; Philodinidae.